Messenger RNA from Dunckerocampus dactyliophorus (ringed pipefish), 6778 nucleotides. It is a transcript of the gene stag1a, whose product is annotated as stromal antigen 1a. The transcript has 33 exons. Gene Ontology annotation, cellular component: nucleus; chromatin; cohesin complex. Gene Ontology annotation, biological process: sister chromatid cohesion. Gene Ontology annotation, molecular function: chromatin binding. The record is from RefSeq and is a predicted model, not a curated record. NCBI's taxonomy places the organism in Eukaryota, Metazoa, Chordata, Actinopteri, Syngnathiformes, Syngnathidae. Bases 539 to 4321 code for a protein of 1260 amino acids.
GCCAGGGGGCAGCUGCGUCCCGGCGUGAGGCUGCGCCUCUCCCGCUGCACCGCAGAGAGGAAAAUACCACCAGAUGGCGGUUUAGGAUUGCUGCUCUUCUCUACCAGGCGCGGCUCCGCUCUUACGGCCAAAUUUUUCCAAUAUAAAAACACGCCAAAUAAUAAAAAAGGGAUCGAUUUGUCGCUUCGGGAGGUGACGCUCGACCCGGGGAUGGUCGUUAAAGGUUGUCUCCUCAUCCCGCCCCCAUCUGUGCAGGGGAAACAUGAGUCACAUCAGGGUCUGGGGGGGGUAUAUGGAUGGAUGGAUGCAUGGAUGGGUUCCUCCAACCAACCUGUCAGCUGCUUGCGCUGCAAACCUCCUGUAUGACCUGCAUCCGUGUUGAUAGUGGGAACAGAAGAAAGUUAAGAGCCAGAGCGCUGUCAGUCGUGGAGACUUUCUGCCCCUCCAGAUAUCCCUUCCCCCCCCAUCCAAGCAUCAGACCUGUUCCAUUGAAACCUAAAACGUACACAUUUGACAACCUCACCCCUACACUACCAGGAUGAUCACCUCAGAGCUUCCUGUUCUCCAGGACUCGUCCAAUGAGUCCGGAGCAACAGACGCAGUAGGCCUCAGCAUGAGCAUGGGAGACAUGGAGGACCCGGAGGUGAAGGGCAAGAAGAAGAGAGGGAGGCCUGGGAAACAAGCUGCGACAGCCAAUAAGAAGCCAAGGAAGUCGCCAGCAGAGAAAGGUAUGGGCGGGGCCAGAGGGCGAGGCAAAGCCAACGGCGUGGCGCAACACAAUGGAGACGGCAUGGAUCCCAUUACCCUGUUUGAAGUUGUCAAACUGGGCAAGAGCGCCAUGCAGUCUGUCGUGGACGAGUGGAUCGAGUCGUACAAACAGGACAGAGACUUGGCCCUGCUGGACCUCAUCAACUUUUUCAUUCAGUGCUCUGGUUGCAAAGGCACGGUCAGGAUCGAGAUGUUCCGGAACAUGCAGAACGCCGAGAUCAUUCGCAAGAUGACUGAGGAGUUUGACGAGGACAGCGGCGAUUACCCCCUCACCAUGCCGGGCCCCCUGUGGAAAAAGUUUCGCUACAACUUCUGCGAGUUCAUCUGCGUGCUCAUCCGCCAAUGUCAGUACAGCAUCAUCUACGACGAGUACAUGAUGGACACGGUCAUCUCCCUCCUCACCGGACUGUCCGACUCGCAGGUCCGAGCCUUCAGGCACACGUCCACGCUAGCGGCCAUGAAGCUCAUGACGGCGCUGGUGAACGUGGCUCUAAAUCUGAGCAUUCACCAGGACAACACGCAGCGACAGUACGAGGCGGAGAGGAACAAGAUCGCCGGCAAGCGUGCCAAUGAGAAGCUGGAGCUGCUGCUGCAGAAGAGGAAGGAGCUGCAAGAAAACCAGGAUGAGAUCGAGAACAUGAUGAACUCCAUCUUCAAGGGCAUCUUUGUGCAUCGCUACAGAGAUGCGAUUGCCGAGAUUCGAGCCAUCUGCAUCGAGGAGAUCGGCGUGUGGAUGAAGAUGUACAGCGAUGCCUUCUUAAAUGACAGCUACCUGAAGUACGUCGGAUGGACGCUGCAUGACCGGCAAGGCGAGGUGCGUCUCAAGUGCCUAAAAGCUCUGCAGAACCUGUACACGAAUCGCGACUUGUUCCCCAAGCUAGAGCUUUUCACCAACCGCUUCAAGGACCGUAUCGUAUCAAUGACACUUGACAAGGAGUAUGACGUGGCUGUAGAGGCCAUCCGACUGGUCACUCUCAUCCUACAGGGCAGCGAGGACGCUCUGUCCAACGAGGACUGUGAGAACGUCUACCACCUGGUCUACUCUGCCCACAGGCCCGUGGCCGUGGCUGCCGGCGAGUUCCUGCACAGGAAGCUGUUUAGUCGUCAUGACCCGCAGGCGGAGGAGGCCUUGGCCAAGCGCAGAGGCAGGAGCAGCCCUAACGGGAAUCUCAUCCGCAUGCUGGUGCUUUUCUUUCUGGAGAGUGAGCUCCACGAGCAUGCAGCCUACCUGGUGGACUCCCUGUGGGAAAGUUCUCAGGAGCUGUUGAAAGACUGGGAGUGUAUGACUGAGCUGCUGCUGGAGGAGCCCGUGCAGGGAGAGGAGUUGCUUUCAGACAGACAGGAGAGCGCACUAAUAGAGCUGACGGUGUGCACCAUCCGACAGGCAGCAGAGGCCCAUCCUCCUGUUGGCAGAGGCACUGGCAAGCGGGUACUUACAGCAAAGGAGAGAAAGACCCAAAUAGACGACAAGAACAAACUGACAGAGCAUUUCAUCAUGGCAUUGCCCAUGCUGUUAUCCAAGUACCAAGCCGACUCAGAGAAGGUGGCCAACCUCCUGCAGAUCCCCCAAUUCUUCGACCUGGACGUGUACAGUGCCGGACGCAUGGAGAAGCACCUGGACGCGCUGCUGAAGCAGAUCCGUCAUGUGGUGGAGAAGCACAUUGAGACGGACGUGCUGGAGGCAUGCAGCAAGACCUACAGCAUCCUCUGUUCGGAGGAGUACACCAUCAUGAACCGCGUGGACAUCGCCCGCUCGCAGCUUAUCGACGAGAUGACCGACCGCUUUGCGCACUCUGUGGAAGAGCUGCUACAGGAGGCUGAGGAGGCAGACGAUGACGAUAUCUACAACGUCUUAUCCACCCUCAAGAGACUCACAGCCUUCCACAAUGCUCACGACUUGACACGCUGGGAUCUGUUCGGAAAUUGCUACCGACUACUGAAGGCGGGCAUCGAGCUGGGCUCCAUGCCUGAGCAGAUAGCCGUGCAAGCGUUGCAGUGCUCCCACUACUCCAUCCUCUGGCAGCUGGUCAAGAUCACAGAGGGGGCUCCCAGCAAGGAUGACUUGUUGGCCCUCAGGAGAGUAGUGAAGUCUUUCCUUGCCGUGUGCCAGCAGUGCCUGUCCAAUGUCAACACGCCCGUCAAAGAGCAGGCCUUCAUGCUUCUCUGCGACCUGCUGAUGAUCUUCAGCCACCAGCUGAUCUCCGGCGGGCGAGAGGGCCUCGAGCCGCUGGUCUUCAACCCGGACGGCACGCUGCAGAACGAGUUGCUCAACUUCGUCCUGGACCACGUCUUCAUCGACCAGGACGACGAGAACCAGAGCAUGGAGGGGGAUGAGGAGGACGAGGCCAACAAGAUCGAGGCCCUGCACAAGAGGAGGAACCUGCUGGCAGCUUUCUGCAAGCUCAUCAUCUAUGACAUCGUCGACAUGCCCGCUGCUGCCGACAUCUUCAAACACUACAUGAAGUAUUAUAACGACUACGGCGACAUCAUCAAGGAGACUCUGAGUAAAACGAGACAGACAGACAAGAUCCUCUGCGCCAAGACUCUCAUCCUCAGUCUGCAGCAGCUCUUCAAUGAGCUGCUGCAGGAUCAGGGCCCCAACCUGGACCGCACGUCAUCCCAUGUCAGCGGCAUCAAGGAGCUGGCGCGCCGCUUCGCCCUCACCUUUGGCCUGGAUCAGAUCAAGACCAGGGAGGCGGUUGCCACGCUGCACAAAGAUGGAAUCGAAUUUGCCUUUAAGUACCAGAAUCCUCGCGGACCAGAGUUUCCUCCGAUCAACUUGGCCUUUCUGGAGGUCUUGAGCGAGUUCUCCUCCAAACUAAUCCGCCAGGACAAAAAGACAGUGCACUCGUACCUGGAGAAGUUCAUGUCAGAGUCCAUGUCGGAGCGCCGGGAGGACGUGUGGCUUCCGCUGAUCUCAUACAGGAACAGCCUGCUGACAGGCGGAGACGAGGACCACAUGUCAGUCACGUCGGGCUCCAGCAGCAAGACAGGCUCGGUCCGCAGCAAGAAGGGACGACCGCCGCUUCACAAGAAACGGAUAGAGGAGGAGAGCAGCGUAGAGGGCUCGUGGUUGAUGCGUAAUGACACCUUACAGACACCGGGGGCGCUGCAAACUCCUCAGCUCACCUCCACAGUCCUGCGAGAGAACAGGCCAGCAGAACACAUGCCAGACCCGGAUUCGGAACCCGGAUCGGAAAACGACUACGUGCACAACCCUCAGAUGCAGAUGUCAUGGCUCGGCCAGCAGAAGAUGGAGGAGGUGAGCAGGAAAGACCGGACGGCCAUGAACUACAUCAAGUCACGCAGCAAUCAGGGCGUCAGGCAGACCGUGCGCGGGCUGAUGGAGGAUGACGCGGAGCCCAUCUUUGAGGACGUGAUGAUGUCGUCGCGGGGCCAGCUGGAGGACAUGAAUGAGGAGUUUGAAGACACCAUGGUGAUCGACUUGCCGCCAUCGAGGAACAGACGUGAGAGAGCGGAACUGAGACCGGACUUCUUUGAUUCUGCAGCCAUGAUCGAGGAUGAGUCGGGGUUCAGCAUGCCCAUGUUCUGAUGUGGGGGGGUGAGAUUGAAACCAACAAUCCUUAACAAUCCGGAUCCUAAUCAGGCGUAAACAGAGGUGAUGGUGGUGGGGAGGGUGGAUGACCUGUCAAUCACUCCUUUCAGAAGAAGCAGUUGUCCUUCACUCGUCCUUAUAAGAGACGAUGGAGGCGCCACGUGUGGACACUCUGGAGCUUCACGGUGCUCCUCGCCAGUUGCUCGGCGCCAGGUUUGGGAAAAAAGUGUUCCACAGGUGUUCCCUUGCUAAAACACACUCUGUACAGCCCCGCCCACUUAACCCCAGAACCCCUUCCCUCCCUUCUUCUUCUUCUGGUGUCGCACUUUGGUCCAUCCGCUUCAGUUGAAACAUAAAGAGCGGUUUUCAGCUCUACGUGUUCUGUCUUUUGCUCUUAUGACCACCAGUUCUAGCCAGUUCCAGGGAAGGCAAAAGGUCCACAUGGAAGACGCAACUGCGCCCUCUUGUGUGCAGAUAGGGACUUGCCCCGCCCCGCCUCAGCUCUAUUCUGCACCCUCCCAAUAUAGCAGUUUUUUUUUUUAUAUUUGUUUUUUCUUAAAAAAAGACAUUUUGAUUAGUAGCUUUAGUAUUAAAGGUUUAAAUCCAGUGUGCUUUUUGUUUGUUUGUACAGUGUUUUCUUCUCGAAUGUGUAUUCUUGUUUGUUGCCAAAUGGUGGCCUACAUACUUCUCUUCCAGAUCUUCUGGCCGUCACGACUCACUUUUUCUUUCGUUGUUGUUCUUUUCUUCACUGCUUCCGUAUUUGCAGCUUUUAUCUCCUCUCUGUCUGUGUGCCACUCAGUCGGCCGCGCACUGUUGUUUGACUCGUGUAUUGAUGCGUUAUUACGUAUUUGUUUGAAUGUGGUUUGAAUGUGUCUUCUUCUCUCGCCGUUCACCGUUUGUUUUUUUUCUCCUGUAAAUAUCCAGAGACAGUCGCAUCUUUUCUGCAGAGCCCUAAAACGCUCUCUCCCCCCUCUCCCCCUGUCAACCUUAAAUUGUUUUUAAAGAAAAUAAAAUCUGUAAUCAGUUGAUGGACUUAGACUUUUAAUUGUAUUUUGCACAUUUAAAACGUCCCAGCUUACUAAUUAGUACUUUCAAAUUAUUGUAAUAUUAGCACUUUUUUUGGUUUCUACAAUUAUUUUUAUUCAUUCAAAAAUACCUUCAAUCAAAAUGUAGGCGAUAGUUACCAUGCUGUAGACUUUCAGGCCCUGUCCACACGGAAACGUUUCUGCAACAUUUUUUUUUGUUGAGUUGGAAAAAAAUUGUGUCCAGACUGUGCCAGAUUAGUAAAUAAAUAGCUGCAUCCACACGGAAACAGAUCACUGGACGAAAAUGGUGAAAACACAAGGCAUACCUGCGUGUGGUGCUGUAAACAGACACGCAGACGGAACCACAUGACACACCAAACUAUAGAACAUCGGUCUUCAAUUCAAAUUGUGUAAGGUCCGUUUAUGCAAUUUUUUUCAAAGCCAAGGUCUGAACCUUAUUUUGCCUAAAAUUGCAUCAAACAGACUAGCUUAUGGGAAUAUCAAAUGUAACGAAACCCUGCACAUCACCCAACACCACAAUUAUUUGGGCACCUUAAUUGCAUUUAAAAGAAAACGGGACCAAAUUUCACAUCAAUAAUAAAACGUUUGCACAAACACUGAACACAGGAGACUUCUCUUUAAGUUAAAAGAAACUGCACCGGUUUCUCUGAAAAAAUAAUAGUUAAUGUUUUACUCCAAUAUCCAUACAAUCCUUAGUGAAGACUCAUUUGCACGUCGAUGUGCUGUAAAUGUGUUUGCUAUGACGCUCGUAGAUUUUUCAUACUGGAAUAUAAGCGUUAUUUUCCGCGCACCUACAUCAGACGUGGGAGGAUACUUCCCCUCGAAUGAUGUGUGUGUCGUCAAGUUGUCGCGUCACAUUUGUACUUUUGAGCAGCGCUAGUUUAAGAGAAAUGUAAGAAUAUGAGAAACAGCAGUUUGGCAUUGAAUUCUGGGGAAAUGAACACAUAUAUUGGUCCCUCCGUUCACUUUUAAUGUUCACUUUUUUAUAAACUUUUCAGCAAGCCGUGGUUGUCAUUCGAGGAUUAAGGGCAUAGAAAGUGGAGGGAUUGUUCUCAUUCACGCGGCAAGUAAACAAACGACUUCAUUGGCUAAUUGUUAGUGACGUCAUUGCAUUCGCUUUCACGUAACCGUAAUAACUUAAGUAAUUACGCACGCAAACAGCCGCCGCGAUCGGUCCGCGAGCAUGUUUGUAUAUUAUACUUCCCAUUCACUUUAAUUGGUCACGGGUAGGCAAAGGGCCAUCACUGGGUCCGGCUCCAGACCGAGGUCUGCCAUUUAGCGUCACAUAUAGAAGAAAGAACGUAUGCGCGUAAAUCCGUCGUUUUAUGCUUUCUAAGGCUCAUCUAUACUUGGGAGGAAGUGGAAUUAUUUCUACGAGUCAUUUUGGAGAAAAAGACAACAAAAUAUC